Molecule: messenger RNA, 575 nt
Organism: Anastrepha ludens (Mexican fruit fly)
Lineage: Eukaryota; Metazoa; Arthropoda; Insecta; Diptera; Tephritidae
Exons: 3
Coding region: 35-505 (156 amino acids)
Source: RefSeq, a predicted model, not a curated record
AGCACAUACGUAAAUAUUCAAAAGAGCAUUAAAUAUGAAAUGCCUUUCCGUGAAAGAAAUUGCCUCCGUUCUCCAGAUUGUGACUGCGGUUCUCUGCUUGCCUGCGAUUCUUCUGUUCUCGAUGGUCAUAGCCUUUCCGGAUGAUAUGAAAUUGUUCAUGUAUCAGUGUUCGCUUUCUACAACAAUGGUACUCUGCCUGAUCUUCGGUUUCAGCACCUGGUUUUACAAUUCUAACUAUCCAAAAACGCGUUUCCAUGUACGCAUUCUGAUUGUCGUAAUACUAUGGAUUUUAUUUAUUUUGGGGGUUGUAACCGCAGUCUUAUUUGAUCUGCAAUUCUGUCAAGAACUGAUAUACGGCGCAUUCGAUGCAGAUAUCUUCGAUACUAGUGAUUAUAUUAUAUUAUAUAUCGGUAUGGGUUUAGGCGCCCUAGCCCAUCUCAUACUGUUGAUUGUUAGUAUUAUAUUGACUGUAGGUGUUUUUCGAAAAAGACGUAGCUCAAACUAAAACAAACUGUGAAUCAACUUUGUUGUUAUGGCAACGGCAUAAAUUAUUCCCGAAAAGUUUUGAAAUUUUC